UUAUUUCCACACAGAGAUGGAACAACAGGAAAUCACAGGUUUGAGGCAGUGCACAGACAGGUUCCAGCAAUAUGUCCAGUCAAGCUGAACUGGUACAGACAGAAAUUUCACCUAUUCUCCUCCACAGAUGGAAACCAGCUUCAGCUUCUUUUUUCCCCAGUUCCUUCUGGUUCCUGAGAAUAAAUUGUUCUUUCCAAAAAGACCAUGUCCAGAAACCUUCUCCAGAACACAGAAUCACAGAAUUUCUAGGUUGGAAGAGACCUUUAAGAUAAUCGAGUCCAACCCACGCUCCAACACCUCAACUAGAACACGGCACCAAGAGCCACAGAACCAAAGUAACUUUUUUAGACCAAAAGGAAAGUACCUAUCAAGCAUUUCUUUAAUUUUCAGAAGAAAUGUUUCACUUUCAACACAGAUACCAAAAUGAAAUUCAGUUCUCUGCUUACCUUAGCUUGCCACCCUACAGUUCCUUCCGGUCCCACCUUAGCCCUCAGCAGUCUGCAAGCACUGACAGACCCUUGUGGGGUCCUGUAGCACCUCACUGCAAGUGGCACUGGUAGGAGUUGAUGGAGAAGUUGCCUGAAAACUUGAUAAACCUGGUCAUAACUGACCUUGAAUCACACACAGCAUCUGCAAAAUCACAUGCAACAGUUCUCACAAACUGGCACUGUAAUAUUGGGGUCUUCUUCCUCCCUCUCAUAAAGCCUUAACUAGGGCACUUGGUAAAGAUCAUACGCUUCUUCUUAUCAAUGUUCUUUGCUAUCAAGGAACUCCUGCAACUCAAUUCUACUUCUAGAAGGUGUUUAAACCACCAUCAAAUCUUCUUUAGCAUUCUCAGCCUUCUCUAUCCCAGCUGGCACCAGAAUAUCCCUCCUAUCACCACACUAUUUAUUGGGCUCUAAGACUGUUUCCCAUUAUUCUAUACCCAGCCAAUUCACACAUAUUCAGGUGAGUUCAUUCCCAGAGUGGGAAUUUCCUCCACUGUAGGAAUCAGCACCUCCCAAAGGUGCUCUGCCCCGAGGAGCCACAGGGGGGCAGUUCAUCAGUCCCUUGUCUCUCUGGGGUAUGUUUGCAGUGAGGUAGGUGCAUGUCCAGAACAGGAGUCCAAAACAGAGCCUGGCAGUCACCAAAGCAACUUCCCACCAGCUGUACAACCUCCCACACUUGCAGUUCUGUACAAGUGACAAAAUUUAACAGCAAACUCUUAACUUUUAAGGCUGCUUCUCCUCCCAGGUGCUCUGCUGGCACUAGGCAGCCUCUGCUUUCUGUGCACCCCCAGCUAAAAGUGACCCAUUUUUGGGGAUUCUGAUGAAGUUGUGGCCACAGAAUCUCUUUUAGCUCACAGCACUUAGGACUGCACGUGGUGUCGUCAGCUACUUCCUGCAGCUCUGUCAGAGCAGCCUCUGAGCACGGCACGAGCUGGAGCACUCCAUCGUCUGUCUCCUCUGUGAAAACCAGGGGAAAAAAAGGAAAAAAAAAAAAAAAGUUUGAGGGGAAAACCUCUCUGCAGGCCUGGAGAACUGAGUGGAGGCAAGUGAAGCUCUGAACUGGGGGUGGAUGCAGUGGCCAGUGGAAGAAGACUCUUUCCUGGACAGGGCUGAGAGCCUGGAGAAGCAGAUUGGUAGGUGGCCCAGAAGAGACCCCUCCUCUUCCACCAAAGGUGGCAAAUGCUUGGAGGCAGCAAAAAACACGUCACCACCAGCCCUUCUUGCGACCACAGUGUUCGAAAUAUCAGCUGGAAAAAGAAUAAUGGAACGCUGUCUACAGGAAAAUUGUAACUCUACUUGCCCAGAAAUUCCUUAUCAAGACAGUCAGAUACUCCUGGUUGCUGUUUACAGCAUUGUUUUUGCUAUAGGCCUUCCAGCAAAUUGCUUAACUUCUCUGCUUGCGUUUGUACAAAUCAAAAGGAAUAUAGUAGUUGCCAUCUACAUUUUCAGUUUAUCAUUGUGUGAUCUGAUGUAUUUAAGUACCUUGCCUUUCUGGAUUAUCUAUGUGAGAAACGACCACAACUGGACCAUGGGUGAUAUUACUUGCAGGAUAAUAGGAUUCAUCUUUUUCUGCAAUAUCUACUUCAGCAUUCUGCUUUUGUGUUGCAUCUCUGUGGAUCGUUAUGUGGCAUUAGUGUAUCCUCUGGAAUCAAGGGGGAGAAGACAACAGAAAAAGGCCACCAUAAUAGUCUUUUUUCUCUUUGCUGUGGUUGCAGGAAUCCACACUCCAGUAUUUUUUAUGGAAGAUAAACAAAACUGUACAGAGGUGAAAACCUGCUUUGAGACAGUGCCUCUUGACAUAUUAUUGGCUUAUUUCAGCUUUGCUAGAUUCCUGUUUGGAUUUCUUAUACCCUUCAUAAUCCUGAUUUUUACAAACCGCAAAAUUUUACAAGCUACAAAAAGAAGCAGCAGCUUGACUUGUCAGGAGAAAGCCAAAGUGAAGCGUGUGGCUAUUGCCAUUAUUGUUAUUUUCUUGAUCUGCUUUGCUCCAUAUCACGUGGUUCUCAUAGUAAGAGCCAUUUACUUUAUAUUUCAUCAGGACUGUCCAUGUCCAUUUGAAAAUAAGAUAUAUUCAGUUUUUACAGUGUUUCUGUGUUUAGGCACUGCAAAUGGUGUUGCUGAUCCAAUCAUCUAUGUUCUAGUCAGUGAAAACGUCAGAAAAGACUGUUAUAGGAGCCUGAGAAGAUGGAGAUGGAACUCAUCCAAGGUAAAUUCAUCCAAUGAUCACAAUACUGACAACAUAUAAUUGGAAACGCUAAAAGAAUCAGAGGAAGAGGGCCAAAGAAAAGAAAACAAAGAAAUAACAGAUUCAUCUGACAUUCAUAAAGCCUCUACCAGUGGCAGAGACCAGGAAAGUGGCAGCUAGCUGGCAGCUGCUGAAGCAAAUAAGAAGAUCCCAAUGCCAGCUGCAGGACACAAGUUUUUACAUGCUGACAUCAUCUUGCAUAUCCUGCAUGGGCCACUAACUCCUUGAGGACACCAUGGGAGCAAUAAUUCACAUUUCUCUUUGUCUCCUACAAUAAACUUUGCCCACCACUAUCACUGAUGAAAAUACUGCUUUGCUAAGGAUAUGUGAAAUAAAUGAAGUAAUUUACUUUAACUCAAAUUGCGAUCUUAAAAGUUUGGGGGUUUUUUUGACUGACUCUUUCUCUCAUAUGUAAUAAAACCAGUUUUAUCUUCUGAGAAAAACUUUAAAAAAGCAUUGCAGAGGAGAACAAUAUACUGUUCUUAAUGUUGAAAUUUUUGCUUCUUGAGAAGGUGCAUGUUCCAAUUCUCAUACAUGUGCUGUGCUGUUACCGUUUGUGGUUAACCAGUGGAAAAUAUUAAAAAUUAGUAAACAUUUUCCUCCUGCUCUAGUGUGUGACUUCAGGUACAUCACACAUUCCAGGAGAAUUAGAUGGCAAAAAAAAAAAAAAGCCUGAUAACACAGACUAACAGUACUACUGCUGCAUUAGUCAAGAUCUGCACUGACCUGAAAUUCUUAAAAUGUGUAAUUCUAAUGGUUGAUAGUUUCCAAUUAGUAAAUUUUACUUGUUUUGCAGUCAGACCUAGAAUGCACUGAAAUAUACAGAAAAUGUAUACAUUUCCAAGUGGAGUCAGGGACUGCUUUUAUGCCACCUCCAAACGUUUGUUGAACUCUUGUUUCGUUUCUGACUAAGCUAACCCUUCCCUUUUGUAACUGAUCCCACUUUUACUGUGUAGGAGUCUGCAGAAGCUGUGGGUAGGCUCCCGGAUGGUAUGGAAGGUUGGCAGUCUGGAGAGCACAGUCCUUCCUCCCCACAGUUGGGAACUCCCUCAGACAUGCUGGGGCAAAUUUCACUGUUGCUGCUGCCACUUCUAUUAUUAACUUGUUGAUAGUAGUACCUUGUGCCUUUUAACAAGUAUUUAAAAAAUAGGAAUGAUACAAAUCUGGCAAUGUUUAUCUCAACAACUUCUUCAUAUUUUUAUGUGAUUCAACAGACAGAUCAUGAAUCAGUUUGAGUACAAGUUUGUAGAGCAUUUCAUAGCAUCAUUCCAUUUAA
This is a messenger RNA of Serinus canaria (Common canary), 4009 nucleotides long. It is a transcript of the gene GPR132, whose product is annotated as G protein-coupled receptor 132. The transcript has 4 exons. The record is from RefSeq and is a predicted model, not a curated record. Gene Ontology annotation, biological process: G protein-coupled receptor signaling pathway; G1/S transition of mitotic cell cycle; negative regulation of G2/M transition of mitotic cell cycle. The coding region runs from base 1558 to 2733 and encodes 391 amino acids. Lineage: Eukaryota; Metazoa; Chordata; Aves; Passeriformes; Fringillidae. Gene Ontology annotation, molecular function: G protein-coupled receptor activity. Gene Ontology annotation, cellular component: membrane.